UCUCUUACCCCUUACAGCAUCCUGCUCCCUGCCUGGCUUCCAGAGGGGCGCUGGCAGCUCUGAGGAUGUCCUUGGAAAGGGACCUUCCCUCGGUAAGGGAAGGGAACCUUGGAGGCUGAGGCUGCAGGCUUGGAAUUCACAGCUCUGGGUCCACUGGAGAACAAGGAUGAGGAAGAUGCCCCACCUUCCGUAUCCCCUUUCAAAACUAGCCUUGCCUCCACCAGUGGGAAUCCACACAGGAUUAGGAGUCUGGAUUAAACACCCUUGGUAUACCGUAGGGCACUGAGGCCCACAGAGGAGAAGGGUCCUGCCUCUGUCACCAAUGAUGCACAAGAGUCCAGAAAAAGUCCCUAAUUUUAAGGUCCUGAGGACCUGCACUCUGACCCUGACAGCUGGGCUUGUAGGAGGUACCAGGAAGGAUCCUUGGUGAUGAGCCGGGAGGUGACACUUAUCGGGACACUGCAGAAGUUCUGGGACCACGAGAGGAAGCAGGGGCUAAUGGAUGUGAGCCUCUGUGAGUGGAGAGAUAGCUAAGGUGGUCUCCUGGGCAGGGGACACAUCCCAAGCCGGGAAUGAGGGUAAAGCACAAAGUACACAGUGUUCUCUGUCUCCCACCUCCCUCUCCAUCUCUGACCUUGUCCCCCACCACUCCGUCCUUGUCUCCUUGUCUGUGUCUCCCUCCCUCUCCCACCCACUCCCCAUCUAUCCUUUCCUAUAGCUGUUCCUCCCUAGCAGGCCCUGUCCCCAGAACCUGGGUCUGGGGCCUCAUACCUGGAACAUUCCCUGAGCUAGGACAAGAUCCACCAUGGGCCUUAUGAAAAGAGAGGUACUGCUCUGAGACAACCCUCCCCCCAGCUCCCUGCCCCCCCCUGCCCCACACUGAGAGCACCAGGAACUCUCCUACUCUCCUGCUGCUAAUCACUCCCCCAGAAGACUCAGGGCCCUGAGACCCAUCACUGAAGUGAGAAGCCACAGUCCUUUGGGACCCUGAGGGUUUAGUGUCCUGCUCCAGAUGGACUGUGUGGGGAAGUCCCCUAAAGCCUCAUCCAGCACAGAACAGUGUCCUGGAGUCCUACUAGGCGCCAUCAGAGACCCUUGAGUGGGUGUGGUCAGUGCCUUGGAGCCCUCACACUAGUACACGAUGGAAAAGAAAGGGAAGUCCCUCCGCCUGUGGCCCCUUUGCCUGAAACUGGGGCCUCCCAGAUCACCCACGGAAGCCAGCCAGGAUGUUCUCCAUAUUCAACAUCUGGGGCACGUUCAACAGUGUACUCUUCUACCUCAGCCUCCUUGUCAGCCUGGCAGGGCUGGGGGGCAACGCUCUGCUGCUCUGGCACCUUGGUCUGCACAUCAAGAAGGGCCCCUUCAACAUCUACCUGCUGCACCUGGCCGCUGCCGACUUCCUCUUCCUCGCCUGCCAGGUGGGCUUCUCUAUUGCCGAGAUCGCCCUGGGCUACGAGGACACACUCCACUUCCCGAUCAUCUUCUUGUGGUUUGCUGUGGGGCUCUGGCUGCUGGCUGCCUUCGCUGUGGACUGCUGCCUCGCCUACAUGUUUCCCUCCUAUUGCAGCCCCAGCUGCCGCCCCAGGUACACCUCAGCCGUGCUCUGUCUCCUGAUCUGGGCACUGACCAUGCCGGCUGUGCUCCUGCCGGCCAAUGCCUGUGGACUGCUAUACAAGGGGAUGAGCUUCCUGGUCUGCCUCAGUUACCACUGGGCCAGUGUGGUCUGGCUCGUGGUGCUGGCGGUCAUGGCCUGUGGGGCGAGCAAGAUCCUCUUGAUCUGUGGGAACUGCUGCUCUGGGCAGCCACUCCCCAAGUUCUGCAAAGUGGCCCAGUGCUCCGGGAUCCUGCUGUUCUUCUGCCGCCUGCCCAUGGUGGUCUACUGGAGCCUGCGGCCGGUCAUAAAAUUCCUGCUCCCCUUCUUCUUGCCAUUGGCCACCCUCUUAGCCUGCAUCGACAGCAGCGCAAAGCCCCUCUUGUACUACAUGAAGGGCCGGCAGCUCAGGAAGAAGGAGCCGCUGCAGGUAGUUCUAAACAGGGCUUUAGGGGAGGAGUCCCCGUCAAGCCUUGGGGGACUAUCCCUGCCUAUGAGGCAAGUGUAGAGUGGCCGGCCAUCCUAUGCCCACCUGCCCUGCCCUCAUAGCUGCCAGGGGACACCCCCCCCCUAGUCUUGCUCAAACUCUUGCCAUGUUCCAGCUCUGCCCUCUCAUGAAGGGAACGAGGUCAGGUUGCAUGUUGAACAUGCAAAGGACAUGGUAAGGACAGGAACAGACAGAGGGGCAGGGGCAAAAGGAGGACCCCAGAGCUACAGUGAGGGCAUGUGUCCUGCAUCCUUCUGCCCCUGUGGCAGCCAACCCAAGAAAACUGCCCUUCAACCCCAGUGGGCCUGGCAGGGGGAGCUUUGCUUUGCCUCCUACGGUAGACGGGCCAGGUGACUGGAGGCUCAGCAUCAGCUCCUGGGGAGCAUUCGCUGCUCUUGGGGGCCACUGACCCUUCAGCUCUGUCCACAGAGGUCUUAUGUUGGAUGCAUCCACUACAAGGCUUCGUCUAAACUGCUGUUUCUCCCUCCCUCGUCCCAGCAUUCCCCACAAAACGUUCACAGUCCAGGUGGCUACUGCCUCCCGACUUCUCCAGCCUGGUGUCACUCGUGAUGGCCACAAGGUGGUGCUGUUUUACCACUAAACAGACGCAGUCUGUCCUGGCUCCAGGGCCACCCCAAGUAGUUGCAUCCUGGUUACUUCUGCCUCUCAGGUGCCCCCAAAGAACCUUCACAGUGCCAGCAGGGCACCCCUGGCUUCUAUCCAGAUCCCAUCGCUUUCCCUCGGCUUCUCCAAGAUUGUGCUCAGCCAAGCUGUUUCUGCAGACUCCACCCUGGCCUGCCAGCCAGCUUCACCUUCAGUUGGAGAAAAGAGGAAGGGAGCCAAGCUUCCCAAGUGCACACUGUUUCUGUAUGUUUUAUGAUGGCUCUUUAAAACAAAACAAACAAACAAAA
Messenger RNA from Peromyscus leucopus (white-footed mouse), 2989 nucleotides. RefSeq names its product MAS related GPR family member G (gene Mrgprg). Gene Ontology annotation, cellular component: membrane. Gene Ontology annotation, biological process: G protein-coupled receptor signaling pathway. The transcript has 2 exons. The record is from RefSeq and is a predicted model, not a curated record. NCBI's taxonomy places the organism in Eukaryota, Metazoa, Chordata, Mammalia, Rodentia, Cricetidae. Bases 1227 to 2099 code for a protein of 290 amino acids. Gene Ontology annotation, molecular function: G protein-coupled receptor activity.